GAACACAAAGUCAUCCUAUCUUACUUUUUUCGAGACUUUUGCUUUAUAAAUACACUUACUAAAAUGUCUUCUAAUUCAAUAUCAACUGUCGAAAACUCAACGGUUCACGAUCUCACGUAUUAUGUAAAUAUAAUCAGUCGAUACUUGAGCCCUCCAUCUACAACAGUGAUUCAUUCAGAAGAUGGUGAACUAACUAGUGAUGAAAGACUACAAUAUGCUAUAAAAUAUUAUCGCGAGGCAUAUGAGCUUUUUCCUAGUUCUUAUGACAUUAAGCUUUUAGGACAUAAAAUCGCGAUCAAAGAAGGCAACAUGACUCAAGCGACGAUUCAAUUUGAUGAAUUACGUACACUCCACCCUAAUCAUGAACCGUUAAAGGAAUAUCUUGUCGAGAUAACAUACUCCGUACGCCAUCGGACAAUGGACGACAACUUCAGUGAAAGUCCUCCAAAAUUGAUGUUAAAUAUUAUGGAAAAAAAUAAUAUGGAGCGAAGCCUUGGAAAUGCUAUUGAUCCGUCAUUUUUCUUACGACUUCCUGCUCGAACUCAAAAAGAAGUGAUAAUAAAUAGUGCUGUAUGGCAUGAAAAUACUGGCAGUUUAUUAGAUGCUUGUGAAUUAUACGCCCUGCUAUUGAAGGCAUAUCCAGACACUGUCACCUACUACGGGAAUGCAACAAGUAUAGAAGAUUUUGAGGACAUUUUGGAGCCAAUACUUCGUCAAAAUAUAGUCAUACAUGAAGUAUGCCUCCCUGUUGACAUUAAAGUCUUUAAUCCCAAAAAAGACAUACCCAUUCCCAUUUCAACUUCGACAUCUCCACAACCAAAUUAUCCGACUAAUUUUAACAUAACUUAUAGCCAGUUAAAAACAUGGCUUGAAAGAGCUCAAGGCUUCUAUAUAGCUAGCAAAGAAUGGAGAAAGGUGUUUGAAGUUUCCUUUACUGUAAUGGCUAGUUGUGGGAUCUUGAAAUUUGAGAGUGGUCCGAAAACAAAGUUGGUGGCUAUUUUUGACGAUCCAAAACAACUGCCAUCGAAAGUUUUCGAAAUUCUCAACAAAGAAAGCUUAACAACAUUUAAUAAUAGCCUAACUUAUUUAGGUACCGCUCCGCAUCCGUUUGCUUUAUCGAUUGGUAUAGCAUGUUUUGUCCAUUGCUGUCACGAAUUUUACCAAUUUGUGGCUGGACUAAAAAGUACGUCACCUGAGGGUAAACAACGAACAUGCCUUACGCCUGUUUAUAUUCCCGGGCCGUCAAAGAAGUCAGAAACACCUUACGUUCAAUUUUUUUCUGGUGACCAAAGGCCAAGUAAAAAACGAAAAUUAAGUUUCUUAUUGUCCGAGGAGUCAGAUGAUGGCUAUGAAAAUGAAACGAUCAAUGAUGAUACUACGAAUAACGUGAGGAACGUUAUGAAUGUUAGAAAUUUAUUAAUUGAAGAACCUUCACAAAAAAAAGAUCCUUCAGUAAUGAGAAGGAGACAAUUAGAUACACGUCUACUAAAUUUAAUCAAAGAGUGGGAAGAAACAUACAGUGUCUCAGAUACUUAUAUUGAAGAAGCAAUGUCAUACAGGGAUCGAGCACUAAAUUGUUGGCAACUUUGCGCCACUCUAAUUGAACGCGUUGAUGGUGAAACGCCAAUUCUGGAAAAAGAGUUGGAACGAUUUAUAGAUGAAUGGAAUCUUCCAUUUGAUAUUUCAAAUGCGAUAUUAUUAACACGUGGUGACAUUGCUUUAUCUCAGGGACAAUUAAGAGAAGCGAACACAUUCUAUCAUGAAAUAUGUUCUCGUAGUUCAGCCCGCGUUGAGCUAUACAUGAUUUUGGUUGCGAUACCUUUUACUCCAAUUACACAAGAACAUUUCGAGAAAGACGAUUGGCUUGGGGAUAAAAAAGAGAUGGAGACCAUCACGUGCAAUGAUGGAUGUAGACGUGCAAAAUUUCAAUGGAUAGAGACUACACAAGAAGAUUUGGUUGUGAGGUCCAUCAAAGAGUUGAUGAGGUGCUUUGAAAAGGAGCUUAAUGCUGGAAUAAAAUGUUACCCAUUGGGCCAAACAUUAGACCAAACAUUGGGUAAUAUAAUUGUUUUAUCUCAAUGUGGUUGGCCAUAUUGGCGUGAUCGAAUGUUUCGGCCAGUAGUUAUACCACUAAUUAAAAAAUGUGGGGGAUUAAUUUACCCGGAUCUAUUGAGAUUUGUAAACAAUCUUGACAUUCUUCGUGAACUCUUGGCGCUAUAUCAUGAAUCGCCGAAUCUCAAAUUUUCCUUUUGCCCGAUAUCGAAGAGUGACCACUCUAUUUCAACGAAUAUAUCGAUACGAGCCUUAGAAAGCUGUAUUAAUCGUCCUUCAUAUAAUGAGACUUUGGUCGCAUUUUAUCGGGAAAGGUUAACGACAAAUAAUUAA
Cetraspora pellucida is the source of this 2385-nucleotide messenger RNA. The record is from the annotation of a GenBank genome assembly. Lineage: Eukaryota; Fungi; Glomeromycota; Glomeromycetes; Diversisporales; Gigasporaceae.